Lucilia sericata (common green bottle fly) is the source of this 5143-nucleotide messenger RNA. RefSeq names its product trinucleotide repeat-containing gene 6C protein. The coding region runs from base 1023 to 2918 and encodes 631 amino acids. NCBI's taxonomy places the organism in Eukaryota, Metazoa, Arthropoda, Insecta, Diptera, Calliphoridae. The record is from RefSeq and is a predicted model, not a curated record. The transcript has 3 exons.
AGCCAACGACGCCUCUGUCGAGGCCGACGCAAACAAAUUGUUUUUGAGAAAUUCACAUUUCAAUUGCGAGCAUUUUUUAGUUACAAAUCGAUUUCAUCAGGUUUGGUAGUGUUUUACGGUGUUUGUCGUUGUCGGCUCGCAGCAACAUUAUUAAGAAAAUUUUUUUUCGUUUUUUACUUACGUUUUUCUGUGUGUUUUGAACGAAAUAAAUUCAAUAGACAAUAAUAAACAUAAAUAAGAAAAAAAAAAUAAAUAGAAAUUAAAAAAAAAAUUACAAAAAAAAAACAUUUUCAAAACAAAUCAACACGAGAUAAUCUCGUGCAAAGAAUUUAACAAAAAAUAAAAAAUAAAAUGAUUUUCUGCAAAUUUAAAAAAAUUUAUAAAAAUUCGCAACAAAUUUAUUAACAUCAUUAAUUUUAUAUAAAAAAAAAUCAUAAACCAAAAAAGUCUCCACAACAACUACAACAACCUUAAAACAAAGAAUCGAUUUGUAUCAAAUGAAAAUUCCUCAAUAUUAAAACAAAACAAAAAUACCAAGAAAACAUAAACCAAAAGACUUCUUUCCAAAAAGAAACAAAUAAAGAAAAUAUAACAAAAUAAGAAAGAAAACAUCAUCAACAUGCUGCAGAAACUGUUACAAAUUUAUUACAGCAUUUCAAAAAACAUUCCUUGAUAAGUCUACAAAGAAACACUCGGAACUCAACUUAAUACAACAAAAAAACAUAAAUAAAAAAUAGCAAAACACCAAACAAAUGAAAAAAUAUUCAAUAUACUUGUUAAAAAGAAUCCACAUACAUUUAAAGUAGAAAACAACAUUUAAAACAGAAAAAGAAAUAGCAUAUCACCACAUAUCUCUUUGAAAAUCCAACUCUAGUUGAAAAUCAGUGGGGAAAAAAAGAAAACCCACCACACAAUACACUCUCUUAACUAUUCGCCUGCUCAAUUUCAAAUUCCAAACAGUUUGAACAGACAGAAAACAAAACAACAACAGGUAAACAAACUGUCUCCUGCGGCGGCUUUCGAUGAAUUUCAAUCCGGCCUCUUUGCGCAACAGCCUCAUGCAUACGAAAAUCAUGGAAUGGACCAAUGAUGAUGCUCUAGAACUUAUCGAACAAUAUCGCUCACAUACCGAACUGUGGAAUCGUGCCGAUCCCAAGUACAAAGAUAAAUUGUGUCGCUUUCGCGCAUGGUCGGAAAUUGCUGAACGCUUUGGCUGCAGCAAGGCUGAGGUCGAACGCAAAAUGAAUGUCUUGUUGACCCAGUACAGACGAGAGAAACACAAAAUGUUGGUCAAAUUGUAUCAGGGCAUACAGCCGAAUCCCUCCAAGUGGUAUGCUUUCAAACGUUUCGACUUUAUGGAGGCGGGUGGUGGUAGUGCCAGUGCUCUAGCGGCUGGUAUAGCUGGUGGGGGAGGUGGUGUGGCAGGGGGUGGUGGUGGUAUAAAUGUUAGCCUGAAUUGCAGUGGCAGCAGUAAUAGUGGCAUUACAACAAAUGGUCAUCAUCACCAUCAUGCUGCAGCAGCCGCUGCUGCAGCUGCUUUAAAUGGUCUAGCUGCUGCCGGUUAUGAUACCUCAACAGCAGCGGCAGCAGCUCCAACAACAUCACAUCAUCGCAGAAUGAAAAGUAAAGAGAUGAAAUAUUUUGGCGCGAUGGGUCUAAAUUUACCUAUGCUGCUUGCCAACUCCCAGCCACUUGAAACAUGGAAUCCAGUGGGUCAAUUUUCUCCACCACCCAUUAGCGAACGAAAUCAUCAAUUAAGAGUACCCUUGCCAAUGCCAUUCUCUAACACACCACAAAGUGAACUAAAUACUAGUGGCACCAGUAGUGGUGGUGGCGGCGGCGUUAUUGGCAGUGGACCACGCAGUUUAUUUGGUGGCAGUAGUAAUAGUGAUUUUACGGGUAGUCCGCAAAAGCCCAUGGAUACAACUGAUAUUGAAAAUGAUGAAGGUAAAGAGCAUGAUACCAAAUGUGAACGUACAACACCGUCCAAUCUGCACGAUACUUCAGUGACAUCCAAUGACGGACGCUUGAGUACAGGUCCAAAUGGCACGCCGGGUGCGGUGGGUAGUGAGAAUGGCACUUGUCCCGGUGAUGUGGGUAGCGGUGGCAUGAGUAGCGGUGGUGGUGGCGGUGGCACGGGUAGACGCAGUGAUGGCACCUCUGGUACUGAAGCCGGUUCUAGUCCUAUACCAAAUACAAAUACUUUUGAAGCUCAUAAACAAAGACAUUUAAUACCCGGUGGCGCUGUCUCGAGCGGGUCACGAGGUCAUGACGAUCUCGAUAUUAAACAAGAACUAUUAGAGAAUUAUUUUCACGCCCCCCAUCCGCCAGCACCGCCCGAUUCACAUCGUUCCUACAGCUCAACCGAUGAAAAUCGCCAUGGCGCCGAAUCAGCCGAUGAUUUUGCUCAAGAUUUACGCGUUAGUGCCGCAGCUGCGGCUGCUGCCAAAGGUCUUGAUUUCAGCCGUUUUGUCCUGCCACCUAGUCUUAGACGUUCCACCGAGUCGAUAGACGAAAAAUUCACCCCACUCAAUAUGCGUAAAUUAAAUCCGACCAGUGCUUCAAGCAGUCAGGCCGGUCAAAUGCUUAUGAAUUCCUUACUGUCCAACGAAAGUAUGUCCGAGGACAAUACGUCGAUUAGCGGGCGCAUCAAAUCGGGUAGCUUAAGCGGUAAUCCGAAUGGUAUGAGUGGCUCCCAAGAUGCCAGCUCAUCGGCGGCAGCUGCUGCAGCGGCCGCUGCCAUUUAUGCUGAAAGUCUGAAUAAAGAUGACUGCGAUUUUAUAGGUUCUAAUGUUAGUGUUAAAUUACGUGCGAUGGAUCGUACACAGCGGAUAAUUGCUGAAAAACUUAUAAGCGAGGUACUUUUCUACGGUCAGUUCAAUGAAUUGGAACGAAGUGCUCGAAUACAGCCCAAGUGACAAUUCCUAACCAAGUUCUUAAGGUCAAGGUAUAUAAAUUAGGGUGCUAAAGCAGGAAAGAAAAUUAAGAAAACAUAUUUUUUUGUAACCUUAGUUGAUUUAAAAGCGAUUUUGUUGUUUAUUGGUUAAAGAUUAGUGGUUAUAUUUUUGCCAUAACUUAAGACUUAAAGGACGAUAACAUAGUUCAACAACUAGUUCUAUAAGUUAUGAAUAUUUUAAGUAUUCCUUUAGUUUGUUUCAGAACUACUUCAGAAGAUUUCAAAUUUUAAGUUUAAUUCUUUAUCUGAGUUUUAAUUGAAAGUGUCUGCAGAAGAGAAUAUGAAUUUUAGCAUUCGGAAUGAAAUAUCGAAUGGAUUCAGUUCUUUAAUCAAACAGUUUCAGUUGCGGAGUAAAUAGUUUAAAAAUAUGUUCCGAAAGUAAGUGAUUAAUUUGAAUCGAUCACGAUUCAUAAUUGGAAACAUCAAAGAUUUUGAUCACACAUUUUUAUCAUUCAAAAUCAGUUAGAGUCAAAAAUGUCGAUUCCAAAUGCAAUUAUUUUGUUGAAAUCCUUUAAUUAAAGAUUUUUAUCCGAAAUUUUGCACUCUUAGAAUCAGUGACUGAUUAAGAACAUCUGUUAUCUUCAGAUCAAUGUUAAACCACGUGGUUUUUAACUGGAUCCAUGAAGUUUUCUCAGUACUUAAAUAGUCUUGAAAGUAAUGCCUAUUGGGAAAUAAUAUUUAAAACAUCUGGAAGUGGAUCACUAAAGAACCUCAAGUAAUUCCAAAUUUCAUCGAACGAGAUCUAAAAUAACAUAAUAUAAAUGAAGAUUGCGAUCGCUUUCGAAUACCGUACUUGUUCUAGUUUGACAUUAAGUUCAAUGAGUUUGUCGCUUUUAGAUCUGAUUCAGUAGAAACGUUACAGAAUAGACAUUAGCGCUUUUGAAUACGAUACUCAUUCUAGUUUAACUUUGUGACUUUAGUUCAAAUUUGUAACCUUUAAAACUAGUUCUAGAGAAGUGUUAUAGAGUCGAUAUUUGUUCUAAAUAUAAAACGAUUCUAGAACUUGUUAUUUUAUCAACUAUGUCCAUAGAAUUGGUACAUUGAAACUCCCUUAGGAAAUCUAUAGAAUCGGAAUAGUAUUCCGGAGAAUGUCUUUCGAGAUUUUGAAGUGAUUCUGUUUGGACUCGUUCUUGAACUAGUUAUGAUUGAUUUUGAAAGCCGUAAACCGUUCUAGUUUAGCUUUGCGACUUUAUUUCGUAUUUGUUACCUUUAAAACGGAUUCUAGAGAACAGGAUUAAAGUCGAAAUUUGUUCUAAAUUAUAGAAUGACUCGGAAACCUAUACUUUAAUCAAAGAUUUUAUUUUCAAACCCCUUUAGGAAAUCUAUAAAAUUAGAGUAAUUUUUUCGAGAAUGGCUUUCACGAUUUUAAAGUGGUUCCGUUUGCACUCGUUCUAGAAGUAGUUAUUUUAGAACAACUUCUUAUACUAAAUAAAGAAUUCGUUCGCUUUUGAAUGCCGUAAUUGCUCUUCUUUAGCUUUUACACCAGUGACUUUUGUUCAAAUUUGUAACCUUUAAAACUGGUUCUAGAGAAGUGAGUUAAAGUCGACAUUUGUUCUAAAUAUAGAAUGAUUCUAGAACCAGUUCUCUUAUGAAAAAUGUUUAUUUGUAUGUCAACUCCAAAGAAUUGGAACUUCAAAAACCAUUUAACAAAUCUAUAGAAUCAGAGAAUGGCUUUCAAGAUUUUGAACUGGUUCUGUUUGCAAUCGUUCUAGAACUAGUUCUUUUAGAACAAAAUGAAUAUUUCAAUCUGUUUGACUUAAAGAACUUGUUCUGCUUCUAGAAUUAGUUCUUUAAUCAAAGAUUUUUGUUUAAAAUUGUCCACUAUUCCCUAAGAAUUGAUGCCUUAAAAACUCUUUGGAAAAACUAUCAUAAUCAUGGAGAAAUUUCGGAUAACGGCUUCUAAAACAUUGCCAAUUUCGAGAUUGAUAUUCAACAAUUUGAAGUAGUUCUGUUAGCAUUCAUUCUAGAACUAAUAAUGUUCCUGGAGAGAAAUCCUAGUCUAAAGUUGAAACAAUAAUUCGCUUGCUUAUAUUGUAUGGAAACUCCGAUAAUUUUUGUAUUGAAUAUUUUCUUUCUUGUUUUAGUUUUGGAAAAAUUUCCAUAAAAAUCUUCAAUAUUUUAAAUAUUAUUUCUUUAGAUUUUGUAAUUUUAAUGAAGUUUUUUUUGUUAAAAACAGAAAACUUUUUU